CACCGAGGGUUCCCAGCUUCCAUUUCCGCACCGCCGAACUUUUUUCGAACAGAAAUUGGUGUUCAAAUUUGUGUCCUUUCCUCACCACAACAAAUAUUUGAACUAAGAUUCGGAUAAGAAAAUCAAUGUCCAAAACUCGAAUAGACAAUAAAUUCAUACACAACAUAAUUACUUUUCGAAAUUGAUGCACUGAGAAGACCGUGAGUUGGAUGCCGAGAACUCGGAGGAUGCAAAACGAAUUGUUUUCGCAUCAACAUCGGAGAGGUGGACCGGCCUUUUCUUGCGGUGUCGUAGAUUUCAUUUCUUAACUUGUGUUCGUUUGAGUCACGAAUCCCAUUCGUAGUGAGAAAAUGUUACGAAGAUGGAAUCUUGUGGUUCGGGACUGGGGUUGGAUCCGCGAAAAUUCCCAUUUACGUACUGAGGGAAUGAAAUUAUCCUUUUUGCGGAGCAUGUGUUCUAGUCAUGACUACCCUCUUACUAACCUCAUCGUCAUUGCUUUAUCUACACCUUAGGAUAUUCUAGAUUUUGCAAACAGCAGAGGGGAACGCCGGGCUGUAAGCUUCUAAAUUGCACGCUAUCGCUAUCAUCGAAUACCACAUUGAAAAAAGUCUGUCGCUGUACGUUUUGGAAAGGGUUCUGCCGAUCAAGAUGUCUUCUUCGGAUUAAGAGACGCCCAAGUGGCCACAACACCAACGCAACAUAAAUCAACAUAGGAAACUAUCAUGGAUCCAACACCAGAAGAAGCCGCAGAAGGUUCCGUUCUUGUCAAAGUACUAGCUGCAGUCCUUGAACGGUUGGUGAAGUCCAACGCCGCAACCGCUAGGACAGAUCCCGGUCAAGUGACAAAGUUUCAUGCGCUGAAGGCACCAGGGAUCGGUGUGGAAUCUUAUUUGGACAGGUGUGUAGCUGUUGUCAUCAGGAAGUAUCAUCAAUGAUUUAUUGAACCCUCUCMGACCUGUGUCUGACCUUCAUUUGAUUUCACCGAUUUCGAAUCUAUUUCUUUCUUAUGCGAAGAAUUCAAAAAUAUGCUUCUUGUUCGAACGAGUGUUUUAUACUGGCACUUAUAUACAUUGAUAGAUUGAUUGAGGGUAACAAUUUCUUGCUUACGGAGCUGAAUGUCCAUCGGGUAGUAAUAACAGCCAUUUUACUGGCCGCAAAGUUCUUCGAUGAUGCCUACUACAACAAUGCUUACUAUGCAAAAGUUGGCGGUGUAUUGGUGAACGAGUUGAAUGGGUUAGAAGUUGACUUCUUGUUCCGGAUAAACUUCAGCUUGCAUGUCCAACCUGAAGAAUUCGAGAAGUACAAGGCUCAGCUUGUGACACAUUCGAUCAAUUCAGGAAUAAUACCGCUCGCCUCACCGGUAGCACCCCCCCAUCAACUUCAUAAUAUUCCCGAAACGGAUUCCGAUACGACAACUCAAUCAAAAUAUAAUCAGCAGCAGGCUACAAUGCAAGUAGCAACAGCGGUAGCUGUGUCGACCUACGAUUCAAUUAUGACCGAUAGAACUCAAGUAACACCUUCUCCAAACAAUUGCUUGCAAGAUACAACCACUAUUGGAAAUACAUGCGGUCAAAUCCAAACGUGCUCUACCGCGGCUGGAGCUCUCGUACAGGCACCAACGCCACGAGAUCAAAGAGACCUUCAUACAAUGACUGCAGCCAAAAAUUCUAUUCAGCGCACAUUUGUUUUGGAGAGGGCUAAUUCUCUUCCGCCAUUUUCUUCUGUACGUUGUGUAGAUCACGCGUUCAAACUUCCAUACAGUGCUCCUGCCAUGCCUACGAAAGCUCCUGCUUUGGACGUAGAUCAGAUGCAAUACCAAAUGAUGAUGAAUCAACUAUUUCCGAUCGAGAAUACUCUGGUGCACCACAAUCAUCAGUGUCCGACUUCAACAAUGACUGCACCCACUAAUAUUUCAAAUCAUCAUGCCAAUCCAACGGGGGGACUUGGUGGACAUCAUCCCGGAGGGGUUCUGGGACCAAUGGCCUACGAAGUUGCUUGGAGCGGAUAAGAGUAAAUAUCAGAUAUUGUGAAGGAUGGCAUUUUUCCAUUUCAAUCCUGAAGUCUUCACGAAUCCUGACUGAUUGAAAUGGCAGCUUUUGAGUCUAUUAUUAUUAUUGAAGAUUUCCAUUGCACUAGUGAGAAGACGCCGAUGCUAUAUAUAUCUCACGAGUUUUAGCUGCUUGGCAAUAAUUUACAAUGAUACUAUUUCUUUGAACAGUUCAAAGACAUCAGAAAUCAUCGUGAAGUCGAGAAGAGAUGGCAAAGAUUUCGGUCAUAUUGAAAACUAAACUAGUACGACUUCUUACUGGCACGGUAUCGUAGUUUCAACGAGGAACGAAAAAAAUUGCGUAGAAUGAACAAAUUACGGUAGGGUAA
Molecule: messenger RNA, 2376 nt
Organism: Pseudo-nitzschia multistriata
Lineage: Eukaryota; Bacillariophyta; Bacillariophyceae; Bacillariales; Bacillariaceae
Source: the annotation of a GenBank genome assembly